Messenger RNA from Neogale vison (American mink), 2598 nucleotides. It is a transcript of the gene PCSK4, whose product is annotated as proprotein convertase subtilisin/kexin type 4. The record is from RefSeq and is a predicted model, not a curated record. Gene Ontology annotation, cellular component: Golgi membrane; trans-Golgi network. Gene Ontology annotation, biological process: peptide hormone processing. The transcript has 15 exons. The coding region runs from base 1 to 2340 and encodes 779 amino acids. Gene Ontology annotation, molecular function: serine-type endopeptidase activity. NCBI's taxonomy places the organism in Eukaryota, Metazoa, Chordata, Mammalia, Carnivora, Mustelidae.
AUGCGGCCCGCCCGGACUGCGCUCUGGCUGCGCCUUGCAGUGGCCCUGGGCCUGGCCCUCGUUGGCCCCCUGCCUGUGGGGUGGUCCUCGGCCCGGGCCCCCAUCUAUGUCAGCAGCUGGGCCGUGCGGGUGUCCCAGGGUUACCGGGAGGCCGAGCGCCUGGCGCGCAAAUUCGGCUUCGUCAACCUGGGGCAGAUCUUUCCUGACGGGCAGUACUACCACCUGCGGCACCGGGGCGUGGUCCAGCAGUCCCUGACCCCACACUGGGGCCAUCGCCUGCGCCUAAAGAAAGACCCCAAGGUGCAGUGGUUCGAGCAGCAGACGCUGCGGCGGCGGGUGAAGCGCUCGGUGGUGGUACCCACAGACCCCUGGUUCCCCAAGCAGUGGUACAUGAACAACAAGGUGCAGCCGGACCUGAACAUCCUGCAGGCCUGGAGCCAGGGGCUGUCGGGGCAGGGCGUUGUGGUCUCUGUCCUGGACGACGGCAUCGAGAAGGACCACCCGGACCUCUGGGCCAACUACGACCCCCUGGCCAGCUAUGACUUCAAUGACUAUGACCCAGACCCCCAGCCGCGAUACACGCCCAGUGAUGAGAACCGGCACGGGACCCGCUGUGCUGGGGAGGUGGCAGCCAUAGCAAACAACGGGUUCUGCGGCACGGGCGUCGCCUACAAUGCCCGCAUCGGAGGCGUGCGCAUGCUGGACGGCACCAUCACGGACGUUAUCGAGGCUCAGUCGCUGAGCCUGCAGCCGCAGCACAUCCACAUCUACAGCGCCAGCUGGGGCCCCGAGGACGACGGCCGCACCGUGGACGGCCCCGGCAUCCUCACCCGGGAGGCCUUCAGGCGCGGCGUGACCAAGGGCCGUGGUGGGCUGGGCACGCUCUUCGUCUGGGCGUCGGGCAACGGCGGCCUGCACUAUGACAACUGCAACUGUGACGGCUACACCAACAGCAUCCACACGCUCUCGGUGGGCAGCACCACCCGGCACGGCCGCGUGCCCUGGUACAGCGAGGCCUGCGCCUCUACGCUGACCACCACGUACAGCAGCGGCGUGGCCGCCGACCCGCAGAUCGUCACCACAGACCUGCACCACCAGUGCACGGACAAACACACGGGCACCUCGGCCUCGGCCCCGCUGGCUGCGGGCAUGAUCGCCCUGGCUCUGGAGGCCAACCCGUUCUUGACCUGGAGGGACAUGCAGCACCUGGUGGUCCGGGCGUCCAGGCCAGCACAGCUCCAGGCUGAGGACUGGAGGACCAACGGCGUAGGGCGCCAAGUGAGCCACCACUAUGGCUACGGGUUGCUGGACGCCAGGCUGCUGGUGGACCUGGCUCGGACGUGGCUGCCUACGCAGCCCCAGCAGAAAUGCGCCAUCCGGGUCGUACACACCCCCACCAGGCCCGCAGGAGGGGCCCUCACCCCCCACGCCGCCCCUAGCCCUAUCCUGCCGCUGAUGCGAGUGAGGAAGAAUGUGUCGGCCUGCGCGGGCCGUGCCAACUACAUCCGCUCACUGGAGCACGUGCAGGUGCAGCUGUCGCUGUCCUAUAGCCGCCGGGGGGACCUGGAGAUCUCACUCACCAGCCCCAUGGGGACCCGCUCCACGCUCGUGGCCAUCAGACCCUUGGAUGUCAGCGGCCAAGGCUACAACAACUGGAUCUUCAUGUCCACCCACUUCUGGGAUGAGGACCCGCAGGGCUUGUGGACUCUGGGCCUGGAAAACAAGGGCUACUAUUUCAACACGGGGACGCUGUACCGCUACACGCUGCUGCUCUACGGGACGGCCGAGGACAUGACCGCGCGGCCCUCCGGCCCCCAGGUGACCAGCAGCGCGUGUGUGCAGCGGGACACGGAGGGGCUGUGCCAGGAAUGCCACAGCCCCUCCUACAUCCUGGGCCACCUCUGCCUGGCCUACUGCCCUCCAAGGUACUUCAGCCACACCCAGCAGGCAGUGACCCCGGGGCCUGGGCGCUCGGCGACACCCACCCUGCGCAUCUGCUCCAGCUGCCACGCCUCCUGCUACACCUGCCGCGGGGGGUCCCCGCUCAACUGCACCACCUGCCCCCCUUCGUACACGCUGGACGAGCUUCGGGGCUCCUGCUCAGGACCUGUCCCUCCCAACAGCACCCCCCAGCCCACUGCAGUGGCCCAGCCCAGCUGCCACCAUGGCCAAGCCCAGGCUGCGGUGAUGGCCUUGUUGGCCAUGGCCUUGGGGUGCCCCUUCCUCUGCAGCAUCCUGUCGGGAGGCUGCCUGCCGCCAUGGGGGGGCCCCCUCCGUGCCGGGCCUCCCCACCAUUGCCACCCCAGGGCCGGCCUCUGGCGGGAACCUAGAGCCAUCUGACUAGGGCAGACACAGGCCUGGGCAGGCACCGCUGUCCUGCUCCUUUGCUUCGGACUGGAACCCGGGCUGGGGAUGUGAGAGUCUACCCCGAGAAGGCCCUGGGUGACCACAGGGCUCGGGCCAGGGGCGGCCUGUACAGAAUCCUGGACCCGAAAUGGGCAGGUCCAGGUGAAAGAGAGAGAGAGAAAAGUCUAGUUACACAGUUGGGGGUGGGGGGGGUGGGGCCGAGGUCGGGCUGUGACCACCCUUCCUUCCCAG